AUGAGCGGCAAGCGCAAACGCGAGUCCUUGGUGAAGGAGGCGGAAGAGGAAACGGCGCAAUUCUGGGAUGACCUCAGGUUGGAGUUCAGUUGCGGCUGCUCGAGCAUGGCGAGCUCACAACUGCUUUGUUCUUGCUCCGAGGUCUUCCGGUCGAUGCUCUCCUCCGGCAUGAAAGAGGCACAGCAGCGGAGCAUUAAGGUGGAGGUGGCCACGAAGCAGGAUUUCGAUGCCUUUUACAGUCUGCUCAAGCGCCUCCUGGGGAGGCAUCCUGUGAAGCUGACUGCUCAGAACGUGGACACCUUGCUCACAAUCAGCGACUACUACCAGGCCAUGAAGUCCUGCAGCCUGAAAGGGAGAGAGUGGCAGAUACCGCUCUUGUGGAAUGCAAAGAAGCUUGUGGCAGUCAUCAGGAUUCCAGCUCUGAAAAUGCGAGCUAUGAGAGUUCCAUUGCAAUGUAAGGGUCGCACUUGCGCUGCGGCCGCCGUUGUGGCGGUGCUGGUGGAGGACCUCGUGGGGUGGAGUAUAUGUACUGUCCUGGUCUGGAGCAGCAGCAGAGAUUGCAACUUUCUGGGAGUGCGCAGCUCCCCAUCGAGACGCGACAUUUCGCGAAGGGCUGCCGACACAGGCACUUCGAAGGAUCAGCCCUUGGCACUCGUCGUUCCUGGAUUCCUUGGCGACUGCGGGGAUUUUGAGGAACUGGCGGAAGAAAUGCGGCAAGCCGGGUACAAGGCAGUUGUUGCGCCGAUCUCUUGGUGGCAUUGGAUCCCCUGUAUCGGCGGCCGGAGCAUGCGUCCUAUCUUGGAGCGCAUCGAUCAUGCCGUCAAUCAGGCGUUCGCGCUGGAGGAUGGCGCAACAUCCGUGCCGACACCAGCGUACAACGUGGCCGAUUUCCUGACAGACCUCUUGAACAAUCCGGGUGGCUUCCUCAAGGUCGGUGGCACGGACGACCCGGCAGAGUACCCGCCAUUCGAGCCCUGUGGUGCGGACUUCGUGAGCACUUCGCGUUCACAGUGGCCAGCAACCGACGGUCAGCGCUUAGCCUUGGUCGCACACUCUGCCGCGGGGUGGAUCUCCCGCCUGUACCUUUCAAAUGUGCCCUACGGUGGUCGAGCUUUCGACGGAGCCGAGAAAGUCCACUCAGUCGUUUGCCUGGGGUCGCCGCACUUCAUCGCCAACAACACGGUCUACAAAGCUUUGACCUAUCUGGAAAGCCGCGCUGAGCGCAGCCUGCCCGAGAAUGUCCGCUUCCUUUGCGUCGGAUCCUCUGGGACGAAAGCUGGACUUGCUUCGGACAUGACGCGCGGAGCCUACGCAUUCUGCGGUGCAGCACCGGAUGAUGAGUCCGUGGAGGGAGAUGGCAUGACACCCCUCUUCUCGGCCCUCGCUUUCGAGCCCGCGGAGAAGCUGGAGUUAGACGGAGUGACGCAUGCACCCGAGUACCCUGCCUUUGGUCCAAGCUCCGCUCUGGCAGAAGAGCGCGCAUCCGGAAAGCCGUGGUACGGUAGUCCUGAGAUCUUGAAGAAGUGGCUCCCGUGGCUCCAAGGUGCUUAG
Molecule: messenger RNA, 1551 nt
Organism: Symbiodinium sp. CCMP2592
Lineage: Eukaryota; Dinophyceae; Suessiales; Symbiodiniaceae
Source: the annotation of a GenBank genome assembly